Molecule: messenger RNA, 7966 nt
Organism: Stylophora pistillata
Lineage: Eukaryota; Metazoa; Cnidaria; Anthozoa; Scleractinia; Pocilloporidae
Product: HEAT repeat-containing protein 1
Biological process (GO): maturation of SSU-rRNA from tricistronic rRNA transcript (SSU-rRNA, 5.8S rRNA, LSU-rRNA); positive regulation of transcription by RNA polymerase I
Cellular component (GO): t-UTP complex; small-subunit processome; 90S preribosome
Molecular function (GO): snoRNA binding
Source: RefSeq, a predicted model, not a curated record
CUUCUGCUGUCCUAAGCACGUGGAAAAGUCCAAAAUGACUUCCUUGGCAAAACAACUACAACAACUACAAAUACCGGGAAGUUUGCCUUCAACAGCUACUGUGCAAGCCAGUAAAAAAUCAUCUCUGCUAUUUGAUUCUAAAGAGGCAGCUGACAUAGACAACGAAACUGUGUUUUCUAUCGGUUUAAAUGGCUUGGAGGAAUUGAAAGUUAUCGAACCUGCCUUUAGGAUGUUUGAAAAGUCGCUCUUUGGCGACAAUUCAAUGUCUCUGGAAAGAUCGUUACAGACUAAAGAUGUGAACGAAAAGCUCGAUCAACAUAUUUCAAAAUUUCUGCAAUAUUUAUCGCCGUACUUCUUGCUAAAACCAGCUCAUAAGGUUUUGGAAUGGCUUAUUCGAAGGUUCCAAAUUCACGUGUACAAUGUUGAUAGUUUGGUUACUUGUAUUUUGCCUUACCACGAAACAAACUUGUUCACUCAUGUGUUGCAGCUACUCUCCAUAAAAGAUCCUUCCUCAAAGUGGAACUGGCUAAGUCCCAUUAAAAAAGCCGGAGUUCCCCUUUCUAAGUCAGCUUUCUUACAACACUGCGUCACUGAUCCAGCCUUCUUCUCUCUUAUUUGUGACAUGGUGAUGGAAGGUACAAAGCUGGAAAUUCCUCCGUCAAGCUUAAGAAUUUUGUUUACAUUUUAUACCUCAGCUGUUGUUGGAGCCUUAGAUAUGAUGCCAAGUGUGACAGAGAAGUUUAUAACUCAGUUAUUGCCUCAUUUACUAGCUGGUCUAAAGUCUGAGCUCUCAGAGCUGGUAACAUCGUCAUACAUGAUAACAGCUCAGUUGUGCUUUCGAUGCAGUAUGGAUAAGGAAUUGGUGAAAUCCCUAUCUGACAGCAUUUGCAAGAGCAUUAAACCAAGAUUAGCCACUGAGGGUCUGUCUUGUCUAACCUUCAUUUGUCAAUCACAGGGGUUGAAGAAAUUAUCAAAGAGAUCCUUUAAAGCACUUCUGAAGCUUCCAAGACUGGUAAAUAUUCUUCACAAUCUGUCGUUGAGUCGCAGCAUUAAUCCAUUACUUGAAGUAUUUGUCCCACAACUUGUAUCCAAUGGAAUAAAACAGGAGUUAUCAGAGGAGAGCGAUACAAGAGGCCUGUUAGAGAAUCUUCUGAAAUUACUUGGAGAAGUUGAUUUUGAACCAGUGCUGGUCACUGUGACUGGCAGAUAUCCUAUAGAGCUAGAGAGAGCCAUUGAGGCACAUCUUCAGGCACUCAAGAACACAGAGGACAUAACUGAAGGGGAUGCUGGCAGUGGUGCAGGGGAAGGUUCCCGCUGGACAAUGGAUCUGGUGUCCUUAGCACUCACAGGAGUAAAAUCGCAGGUCAUUCCCGAUUCAAAUACAACACUGGUUUUGAGUCUUCAUCAUCCUCAAGCUCAAGUGCGAGAAAUGGCAAUCAAACGUCUGGGAGAACUAUUAGCAGAGAAAGGGGGCUUGUCUGAAGACAAACACUUCAUUAGUGAUUCAUUACUUUUACGAAUUCAAGAUGAUGAUCCAUCUGUGGUGGCUUGUGUGCUAAAGUUGGGACAGGGGCUUGUUGAUAAUCUUCCCACUGAUCAGUUUUUGAAAGAAAUGUUUAAACUACUGGACAAGAAAUCAGAAGAGUGGGACAAGGUCCGAGAGGAAGCCAGUCUAUUGUUGGUUGGUGACUGGGUAACCUGUGCUGUGCCUUCACUUGUAGCAGAGGUUAUGUUUGGUUUAUUGCCUCGUUUGCUGCUGCAUCGUCAGUCUCACAAAAUGGCUGUUCAGUUGUCCCUAAUUGUCAGCCAAUCAGAGCUGGCUUCACUGCAUCCUCUUUUGAGUGGAAUGAAAGAAUUUGUUGAAAAGAAAGAGUGGAAAAGUUGCACAAAGAGUGUUGACCUUGAUCAGCUUGCCUUGGCCAGCAGCUUACUAAUCAGUUGGCUUGGAGAAAACCUGGUAAAGUUGGAUGAAGAACAGCUUGUAGAAAUGGUUCAGAGUAUGAUAGCAUAUGCCAAAAGUCUUUCAGAUGAAAGUCUUUUCCACCCACUCCUGGAAUCUCUACUCAGAAGGGUCCUCGCUACAGCAACAGAGCCGUGUAAGAUGAUGUUGUGCCAAGUUAUCACAGAAUUUAUUUUGCCUGAUAUUUGGAAAGUUACAAGGUUGCCAGGAAACUAUGAGCCACUCAAGGUUGAAGAGUCAAGAAACAAAGAGUCAGAUUCGGGGAAUAUUGUUCCAUUUCCUCUGCUAAAGAGUUUGGUGAAGUUUCUGGGUAAACGCAGUAACAGGCGUUUGAAUCAUGCCAAAGGUGCCAUUACACUGUGGUUAUGUAAGGUGUUAAUAAAGACCAUCCCUGCUGAGCCACAUGCUUUAAGUGGACAGUGGUGGCAACAGACCGAUAGUGGUAGUGAAGAAGGUUCUUAUACUAAGCUUCUGACAGUACUGUUUGAGGCUGUAGCAUUUGGAAGUGGCACUUCAACAGUGCAUCAAGAUUUAUUCAAAGAAUUACUUCAAGACUUGUUUCAGUGCCAUCUACCCGAUAAACUAGUCCUGCUAAAGUUUGUAGGACAUUUAUGGUGCAAAAAUCCCCACCAGGGAAGGGAGAGUGUAUCAGCUCUUCUGCAAGUUCAGUGUCUUCACAUCGGCAGUGCAUGUCUUGGUUCCAUAAGCGGGAGGGUAGUGAAGGAACUGGCUAAGACAACAUGUUCAGGUACUGUAGUGUUUUUGCUGCAACUAACGGAAAAAAUAAACCAAAUCAAUGGCCUGUACCCGCAUACAGUAAAUAUUUGUAUCCUUGCAGAAGGAAAGAACUUGAUAAGUAGGGCGUCUUCUCCAAAAACAUCACACAGCUCAGAACUCUGGGUUCUUGGUGAGUUUUUUGCUGCAUUGGUAACUCGCACCCAGCCUCACUCCAAGGCAUCACAUGCGAAGAUCAUGAAGAACUCGCUGAACUUCUUGUUACAACAUGUAACAACCAGUGAAACGCCUUCCUUUGUCAAACGAACCAUAUUGUCAUCGUUACGAAGUAUCACUACUCAGGAUAUGCUUCAGACUCUGUUGCCGGUGGUGAAAAAACUUUUAGACAAGUGCGAGGAUAGCAAAGCCCUCUUGCAUGAAGAUGAAAGCACUCUGCUACAAUUGAUUGUACAAAAGUACACCCCGGACACUGCCGCAUUGCUGCAAAUUGAUUCCAAAUGUUGGAAAGAAAUGUUGAGGGUUCUCUCCCUGAGAUCUGCGGUCUGUCCUGGACAUCCUGCACCACUGUUCACGAUGAUUGGUCAGAUUACAAAUAGAUUCUUCCAAGCAAUCCCAGCAGAAGGAGUGAAACAGCAUCUGCUGAAGUAUUUUGUGGACACGAUGCUUGAAACAAAGGAUGUUGCCAUAGUAAAUGCUGCCAAGAAUUCUCUGUUGAAGAUUACUUUAACAGCAGAUCUGAUUACUGAAGAGCUAUGCAAGCUGAAAUGUAAUACAGAUAAAGAACCGAAGAAGAAGAAAGUGAAGAAGGCGCGCAAAGAGCAGCAACAUGAAGAGAAUGAAGGAUCAGAGCAGCUACAAAGAGUGACAGUUGUUCUUGAGUUGUUACAGAGUAAGAUUAACAUUGAAGAACCACAUCGACUUCUACCGACCUUGUUUGGGACUCUAGCCAGGUGUGUGGAACUCGAUCACAGUCAAACAGCUUCAGAGUAUAUUAUGCAGCUGGUAUUUUCUCUUAUCAACAAAAUCUGUGAAAAACUCUCUCCAAAUAGCAGUGCGUCUAUUGCAGAUCUCGUUCCCGAAGACCAGUUUGACGUGGAGUUGAUAGUGCAGUGCAUAAGGUCUUCAGAGAACCCGCGCACUCAUACCCAGGCUCUACUUCUACUUGCAACCUCAGCCCAUCUUUUCCCGGAAAAAGUUUUGCACAAUGUUAUGUCCAUAUUCACUUUCAUGGGCGCGAGUGUCGUCCGCCAGGAUGAUAGUUACAGUUUUGAAGUCAUCACUAAAACACUGGACACAGUGAUUCCUGCGUUGAUUCAGGCAGGUGAGGAGCAGCAGUUCCCACAGCUGACCAAAAAGGACUCCGCGUCUUUGGAUGACAUUGUGGCGAUGCUGAUCAGAGUAUUUGUAGAUGCUUCACCACACAUCCCAGAGCACCGCCAGCUUCCCUUGUUCGCUCAUCUCAUUGACACUGUUGGGUCAACACAGUUCCUUCACUCAGCGAUCAUUCUUUUACUGGAGAAACAUGUUGUGCAUAGUCUAAACACGUCUGAUGAUAAACAGACCACCGUUGCUAAAAAGCCUCUCGGAGCAGACUUCUGUCUAAGUCUUUGCCAUUGCUUCCAAGUAAAUGUCCAGGUAGAAGCCAUGUUGAAACUCCUGCAGUUCAUUGAUCAGUUGCCUUUGGAAAAACCUGAAGUUCGUCAGAAGCCCAGGAUGGCUCGAAGAAGUGCGCGUGUAUUCCUCGCUGUCACGCCUCUGUUUGAUGUGGACGCUCACUCAGCGAAACACCUCAGGCAAUUCAAAUACACAUCAGUCAGUGUUAUUUCUUCUCUGCUCAACAGUGACGAGUUUGUAAGCAAGGUCCAUGUUGAAGAGGAAAUGUUGGAUUCUCUCUUUCUGAGACUGUUACAGGAUACUUUAAACUUCAUGACUAAAACGGCGCAACAUGGUGACCAGGCAAAUCCUGAGGUGACUGGAAAAUUCUGGAAGGCUUUGUUGCAUAAAACUUAUGAAAUUAUCGACAAGGUUAAUCACCUCUUACCUGCGUCAGUGUUUUUCAAUGUCAUUGAAAAGCUUCUCCACAGCAGCAACGGAACAGUGAGGCGCAAAGCUAUAGAGUUACUCAACAGUAAACUGGGCAAUGAUGUUGGAGCUCAUUCUGACGAACAGAUCAAGGCGUUACUGAACUUAGUAACCGAACUCCUUGCCAUAUCGAGAGGUUCUGGGGAGAGUGAAGAGUCUGUCAUUAACAGGCAGACAGCUUUGUACAGUUUAAAGCUUCUUACUCGAUUGCUGGCCAAGGAACACCCUGACGAAUUUAAAGAGGUGAUGACUGUGGCUAUUGAUGUGUUUUCCUCCAAAGAUUCCAACGCUCAGGUUGCCUCAAGCGCAUUGCUCUGUGCAGCAGAAGUGCUCAGUGGACUUAAAACGCGCUGCAUUUCCUUCUUACCAAAGCUGAUGCCUUCCGUCCUAAAACUGCUCAAAAUAACUCAAAAAGAGAGGAACAGCCUGUUGAUUCUGUGUGGUGUAACAGCUUUGUACAAAGCCACCGAAGCACUCCCACACUUUCUUAGUCCUUACCUAGUUGAUAUUUUAAUUUUGGUGACGCAACCUUCCCUUACUGGAGGAGAGGUUACCGAGGCCCAUCAAGAAAAAGAAGAGGUUACAAAGCAGUCGACUGUAGAUGUACAGUUGAAGGAUCGCGUAGUCUUGCUCAGGAAGGAGCUGGCUUGCAAUAUUGCACCACGGGUGUUGAUAUCGGCCGUGUCUGAUUGCUACAGCAGUAUCGUCGACAAACACAAGGAGCGUGUUUUGGUACUGAUGGAUGUCCUGGCAGAAUGUGUGAAAGCCAUGAAGAAGGAAGAUAUUAAAACCCACCAUUCCAAUCUCUUCACACUUUUCUUAGAGGCGUUGGAUUUUAGAACUCACCACAACCAGGAGCGUGGCUAAUAAACUGAAAGGUUUGUUUGUGCUGUUUGCGGGUUACAUUGUGAAGAACUGUGCCUCUUUACUAGACGCUACGAAUAACUCCAAAACUGCGGAAAUAAUUUUUCAGGACGAGUCUCCAAACAGAAACAUGUAUAAAACUUGCCUUCUGGUAAACUACAUGUUGGAUUGUUUGCACAAAUGCUUCAUGUAUGACACACACGGAUUCUUGGAAAGCGAUCGUAUCCAGUGUUUGAUGCAGCCUCUUGUAGAUCAGAUUGAAAACAUGUCAGGAGGAGAAGAUACAUUUAGAGAACGGCUUGCGAACCACUUGGCCCCGUGCCUCGCGCAGUUUGCCGUAGCCUCCGGAAGUGAUGCGCACUGGAAACCGCUGAACUAUCAAGUAUUACUGAAGACUCGGCACAGCUCUUCAACGGUUCGUUUUGCAGCGCUCAAAGUGCUAGAGGGAUUCCACGCAAAACUCGGAGAGGAGUUCAUGGUACUUUUACCAGAAUCAAUUCCAUUCUUAGCAGAGCUUAUGGAAGAUGAAUGCUUUGAGGUGGAACAGCAAUGUCAGCACCUCAUCUCGGAAAUCGAGCAAGUCUUAGGAGAGCCAUUACAAAAAUAUUUUUGAUGAAUAUAACGAGACACUGUUCCACACUGGUGGACACUGCUUCACACUGGCGAACAGUGCCCUUACACUAAUGAACACCACUGCUCCACAGUGGUGCUCUAUGAACAUGAACUUGGUACAGCCAACUGGAAAAUGGACUUUUUCUCCUGUGAAAAUAAAUAUAGCCAUGAUUAUCAGUGGCUUACAAGACGCACCUACCAAUGGUGUAAGUCAGAGCUACAGAAAAUAAAUUUUAAUCAGAGGAAAAACCGAAAUCUUUUGCUUGGGCACUGGGGUUAGGGUUUGGUUUAUACUAAUUAUACUAUGCUUUGAUAUAUCCCUAUUUAAGCUAUGGUAUAACUACCUGGGGGUGUGCCACCAAUACUAAGUUAAAAUGCCUCUGUAUUAAGCAGAACAAAUGUCUUCGUAGCAUCAUCUUUGCAAAUGUUAGAGAAAGUGCCAAUCCCUAUUAGAAACUAUAAGGAGUUCUAAAGUUGGAUGCUAUUUAUAAAUUCAGAAUAUGCUGCCUUGCAUAUAAGAUUAAUAUUAAAGGGGAUAGCAUUCCAGAUAUCUUCCUUGAUAUCCUGACCCCAGCAUCUGAAAAACAUAAUUAUAAGACAAGAUUUACUACUAAUAAUAAUAUUUUUAGACAAAGAGUAUCCACCAACAUGGGAAAAUCAUCGUUUAUAUUCUCUGCUUCAAAGAUAUGUGAAACCGUACCCACUUAUCUUAAAUAUAUGCCUUACAAUAGCUUUAAAAAAGAAUGGAAACAUCAACUUUUGCUCAACCAAACCUGAUCAUUUUACUUUGCUACUGAUGUACUCUUAGGAAAAAUGGAAACUUCAACCUUGUUCAACAAAACCUAAUCAUUUUACUUAAUUUACUGCUGAUUUAUUUUUAUUAUAGGAUGCUAUUUAUAUGACCAUUAAGGUGUCCAACUAGAAAAGUUUUUGCUACUUUGGACACCGUGCACCUCUCAAACUUAUCUUUAUGGCCAAAUAGUACUUUUAUUCUUCUCUCUCUCUCUCUCCAAUUUUUCAUAUAAAUACUAACUGCCAUUAAUAGUGUGAAAUAAAUGAGAGUUCAAAGUUCAUUCUCUAAGGACCUGUAGAAAAGGGGUCCAUAAUACACUCCAGGGAAUGAGGCAACCCUGAGGCCUACCACAGAAGCAACUUCUCUAAUGGGUACAGGUCCCUGAUAUUUUAAGACUUCUAUAUGCAUUUUUUAACUUAUCAACUUUAUCAGGGACCAUGGUGAUAUCCAUUGUAACGGAGUUUACAAUGAAUCCCAGAAAUUUGACUUGUUGUGAUGGAUUUGUCACUGAUCAUGGUGUCAUGGACAGUAAAAUCUAAGGAUUUUAGCAAUUUAAUGGUAUUGCUAACUUGUUUAUCAAGCUCCUGAGGUGUAUCAGCUAGCAAGAGGAUGUCAUCAAUGUAACCCACCAGGUGGAAGCCUCUUGAUCUAAGGGAGGCGUAAACUGGUUUCACAAGUUUAGCGAAGGACCUUGGGGCACUAGAUAGCCCAUUGGGUAAACAAGUAAAUUCAUACAAGUUGAGAUAUUUUCUAUGAUCAAUCACUAUAGGAACUGAGUAGUACGCAUCCUUGAGGUCGAGAACUGCCAUCCAUGAGCCUUGUUUAAUCAAUUGGGCAGCUGUUUGAAGUGACUUCAUCGCAAAGUGUUUAUAGGUCACAUGUUCAUUUAGCCUUUUCAAGUUUAGAAUCAACCUGUGUGA